Bactrocera tryoni is the source of this 1863-nucleotide messenger RNA. Its product is annotated as phenoloxidase-activating enzyme-like. The record is from RefSeq and is a predicted model, not a curated record. Gene Ontology annotation, molecular function: serine-type endopeptidase activity. The transcript has 10 exons. Gene Ontology annotation, biological process: proteolysis. NCBI's taxonomy places the organism in Eukaryota, Metazoa, Arthropoda, Insecta, Diptera, Tephritidae. The coding region runs from base 59 to 1807 and encodes 582 amino acids.
CAAAUCGCUGCACAAGUUGGACUUAAAUCACGCUUUAAAUUUAUUUUGUAUUGGAAAAAUGAGUGUAUUUCCUGGAAUACAAUUAUUUUUAUUUUGCGUGCUUGUUUUAACCACAAGCACUAAAGGAGAUGUGUGUACAACGCCAAACGGUGAGGACGGCGAAUGUGUAAAUAUUAAGACUUGCGAAUCUUUAAUGGCCAUCGUUAAAAAGCAACCUAUAACAGACAUUGACCAUUUUAUAUUAAAAUCUCAUGCUGAGGUCUGCACUUACACAAACCAACCGUAUAGCGCUUGCUGUCCUAUAUCUGAAAGGCCAGUGCCUGAGACUACAACCACGACGACACUCGUUCCGCCAAUCGAGAAAAGUUGUAUUGUCGGUCACUGUGUUAAGAUACAAAAUUGUAGUGCCUUAUAUGGCAUCGCUAUGAACACCAAUAUAACACAAGAAGAUAGAAGAUAUUUAAAAGAUAAGCAAUGCAAAAGUAACGAUAAUUCCGUUAGUGUGUGUUGCCCGGAUGAUGAUGAUGAGGUGCCUAUAAUUUCUGAUGCAGCCGGUCAGGUAUGCAAAACACCGAGGGGUGUGCCUGGUAUUUGUUUGGAUGCAGCUGAUUGCUUGGCCAUAGCAAUACUUCUUAGAAAAGAUCAAUCAACACAAGAAGAAAUGGAGUUUUUGGAUAAGAGCAGAUGUGAUAGUUCAGAGAGAUAUUGUUGUCCAACGGUGGUUUCUCCCGUACCAGAAGCGGAAACUCCCACAACAACAGCCGUUCCUAAAGUGGAAAAAUGUGAAACACCUAAUGGUGCUAAUGGCACUUGUAUUUCCGUUAUACAUUGCGAAUCGCUGAUGCGGGUUCUACAGAAACCUGACUUUUUUGAAAAUGAUGCUAAAUAUUUGAAUGCUAGCUUCUGCGGCGAUGGCGCUAAGUUUCCAAAAGUUUGCUGUCCAGAGGCGCUGGUGGCGGAAGAAUUGAGUUUACCGCUGCCGCCAUAUUGCGGCGUAGUGUUCCCAGCUGAAAGUUAUUUCGACGCCGGUUCAAUUACCAGCAACGAGGAAUAUCCCUGGACAGCGUUGCUCCUUUACACAAAAAUGGGAAAAACUCGUCCCUACUGCGGCGGCACGCUUAUACACGAGCGUUAUGUGCUCACCGCAGCGCAUUGUCUGUAUGAGAAUGAGCCAGAGUGGACCUUAACCGGCGCACGUUUGGGUGUGUGGGCUACAACAGUGAUGCAGGAUUGUAAAAAUCAGGCGUUGGCCGAUCAAAUGGAUUGUGAGUCAAACUCAAUCGAUUUGGCUGUGAGCAAAGUAAUCAAACAUCCCGAAUAUGAGUCGCUGUAUAACGAUCUCGCGUUGCUGCAAUUGACUGCGUCGGUACAUACCACACGUUACGUAGCACCGAUUUGUUUACCCUUCGAAACUGAACACGUAUCGGCUAGUUUUAACGACGAUAAGAUACUGCAAAUAUCCGGAUGGGGCGCGCACUUGUUCGAGGAAGUAGCAGAAUUCAAAAUGAAAUCUAUUGUUCAUAUAUCCAGCUUGGAGCAAUUUAAGGAUCGUUUUUUGACUGAAGCCGGCAUUAAUUUGACAGCAAAACACGUUUGUGUAAAAGAUAAAGGUGUUCAUGACAACAGAAUUUUAGAUUCUGGCGGGGCGCUGAUGUCGCUAGCGAACGUUGGAAAAAUGCAGUCAUUUUUUUUGCUGGGUGUCGAAGCUAUAAGCUAUGAAAUUCCGCCAGAACAGGGGUUUCCAUUUAUUUUUACGCGCAUUAGUCCGUAUUUGGAUUGGAUAAAAAGGGAAAUUCGCGAAAAUUAAUUAAUUGGGACUUAGGUUAAAGUAAAAAAAUCAAUAAUAAUUUGCGCCGAUUAUUA